This is a messenger RNA of Erinaceus europaeus (western European hedgehog), 711 nucleotides long. RefSeq names its product serine protease inhibitor Kazal-type 7-like. Lineage: Eukaryota; Metazoa; Chordata; Mammalia; Eulipotyphla; Erinaceidae. The transcript has 4 exons. Gene Ontology annotation, molecular function: protein binding. The record is from RefSeq and is a predicted model, not a curated record. The coding region runs from base 66 to 329 and encodes 87 amino acids.
UCAAGGCAUGGCUGAUGUAGCCAGUGACAGUUCUGAGCAGCCUGUACACCAUAGCCAUCUCUAACAUGAAGAUCAUCAGCAGUCUCCUUCUUCUCUGCACAGUGGCCCAUUUCUGCAGCAGCUCAGAAGCUGCAAGUCUGCCUUUAAAAACAUCACAGGUGGACUGCAGCAUGUACAAGAAAUACCCAGUAGUGGCCAUCCCUUGUCCCAUCACCUAUCUGCCUGUUUGUGGUUCUGAUUAUAUCACCUAUGGAAAUGAAUGUCAUUUAUGUGCUGAGAACUUGAAAAGUGAAGGAAAGAUUCAGUUUCUUCAUGAAGGAAAAUGUUAAUGUCUCCGUCACUGUGGGUAUGGGGUGAUGACAUCAUCUUUGGUCUCUGGGUUAUCUUCUGGUUCUGAUUGUCUUCUCCAUCAAGUUUGUAAAGGGUCUGGAAGGCUUUUGAGCCAGAUUCUGAGUUCCCUUUCACUGAGUGAAGAAAGUCGUCUUGUUGACCCCUCAAACCUGUGCCUUACCAACAGGCUUCUUUUUGAUUAGAUUUUUUUUUUUUUUUAACCAGUGCACUGCUCAGCUCUGGCUUAUGGUGUUGCAGGGGAUUGAACCUGGGACCUUCCUUCCCAAGAGUCUGUUUGCAGAACCAGUAUGCUAUCUUCCCCUACUUCUUUUUGUAUCUCAGUAAAAAUAAAUAAAUUAAUUAAAUCCUUCACAGACAAUC